GUCUGGUUUGUUUUUCCCCAAAAAGGGGCGGUGACGAAAUUUACAGUCAAGUUCCCGGAUGUGCCAGUAGUCCGUAUACAAGAUAAACAUUCAAUUUAUUAAUUUCUAAAUAACAUCCCAUAGCCUAUAUAUUUUAAUAAUUAUGCAUAUUUAUACUGUAUCCAUUCAUAGGUCUUAAACUGCAUGUUGUAAGAUUAGUCGUAGUAGGCUUAUACCGAAAUGUUUUACUGCAAAACAUUAUAGCAAAAAAAAAUUACAUUUCACCCUAAAGGUACUACUUUUAUUGUAGUUAUAAGUAAAGUUCGUUUUUAUGUCAAAAGAAUAACUUAAUUUAGUUACGACUUAAUGCGGAAAUGGUAAUGCAGCAACACGUGUAUGACGUGUCUUGUGGUAAAACUGCCGACCAAUGGGAUAUCUGGAUCCAACCCCGCCCCCUGGAUGUCGUGUUCUGCAGUGAGGCGCUACUUGAUUUUGGACGCAGCCACAACAAAUCAGUUCAUCUGAAUGGAAACUCUGAGGAACAGAAAUUUGCAACAUCGUUAUGAAGCGAGAGAGCGAGAAAAAUACGCAAAAAUUCAGGCUACAUCAAAAAUGAAUUCAAAAUGGAACUUAGUGGAAGACCAUCUCCCAGAAAUGUGCAGAUGAAUGUUGACACACGGGUUGAGAACCACACAGGGUGACAGGCGAUAAUCUUCAAAAUGAAAAUGACUUGUUGCAGUAUUGUAUUUCUAUGUUUUCUGUAUUUCAAAAUAUCUCUAAGCAGGUUAAAGCAGCCCUACCCCCCACAGCAGAAGAACCAUUACACAACAUCAAACCAGGGGAUUAUUCAUCGAGGGCGCAGGACCCCAACUCUAACUGUGCUCAACCUCUUCGCCACAAUUCAAAAGAAUCAUCAAGGGUGCACGACCCCAACUCUAACUGUGCUCAACCUCUUCGCCACAAUUCAAAAGAAUCAUCAAGGGUGCACGACCCCAACUCUAACUGUGCUCAACAUCUUCACUGUGCUCAACCUCUUCGCCACAAUUCAAAAGAAUCAUCAAGGGCGCACGACCCCAACUCUAACUGUGCUCAACCUCUUCGCCACAAUUCAAAAGAAUCAUCAAGGGCGCACGACCCCAACUCUAACUUUGCUCAACCUCUUCGCCACAAUUCAAAAGAAUCAUCAAGGGCGCACGACCCCAACUCUAACUGUGCUCAACGUCUUCGCCACAAUUCAAAAGAAUCAUCAAGGGCGCACGACCCCAACUCUAACUGUGCUCAACGUCUUCGCCACAAUUCAAAAGAAUCAUCAAGGGCGCACGACCCCAACUCUAACUGUGCUCAACCUCUACGCCACAAUUCAAAAGAAUCAUCACGGGCGCACGACCCCAACUCUAACUGUGCUCAACCUCUUCGCCACAAUUCAAAAGAAUCAUCAAGGGCGCACGACCCCAACUCUAACUGUGCUCAACCUCUACGCCACAAUUCAAAAGAAUCAUCAAGGGCGCACGACCCCAACUCUAACUGUGCUCAACCUCUUCGCCACAAUUCAAAAGAAUCAUCACGGGCGCACGACCCCAACUCUAACUGUGCUCAACCUCUACGCCACAAUUCAAAAGAAUCAUCACGGGCGCACGACCCCAACUCUAACUGUGCUCAACCUCUUCGCCACAAUUCAAAAGAAUCAUCAAGGGCGCACGACCCCAACUCUAACUGUGCUCAACCUCUUCGCCACCAUUCAAAAGAAUCAUCAAGGGCGCACGACCCCAACUCUAACUGUGCUCAACCUCUUCAACACAAUUCAAAGGAAUGAUCAAGGGCACACGACCCCAACUCUAACUGUGCUCAACCUCUUCGCCACAAUUCAAAAGAAUCAUCAAGGGCGCACGACCCCAACUCUUAACUGUGCUCAAUCUCUUCAACACAAUUCAAAGGAAUCAUCAAGGGCGCACGACCCCAACUCUAACUGUGCUCAACCUCUUCGCCACAAUUCAAAGGAAUCAUCAAGGGCGCACGACCCCAACUCUAACUGUGCUCAAUCUCUUCAACACAAUUCAAAGGAAUCAUCAAGGGCGCACGACCCCAACUCUAACUGUGCUCAAUCUCUUCAACACAAUUCAAAGGAAUCAUCAAGGGCGCACGACCCCAACUCUAACUGUGCUCAAUCUCUUCAACACAAUUCAAAGGAAUCAUCAAGGGCGCACGACCCCAACUCUAACUGUGCUCAACCUCUUCGCCACAAUUCAAAAGAAUCAUCAAGGGCACACGACCCCAACUCUAACUAUGCUCAACUUAAUGCGGAAAUGGUAAUGCAGCAACACGUGUAUGACGUGUCUUGUGGUGAAACUGCCGACCAAUGGGAUCUCUAGAUCCAGCUCCGCCCCUGGAUCUGAAUCCAACCACGCCCCCUGGAUGUCGUGUUCUGCUGCAGUGAGGCACUACUGGGAAAUAGUGUUAAUAUUGUACGCUGUGAUCUGCUGCUACUAAACACUGCUGAUCAGAGUGCCAUGAAAAUCUGAGAUUUCUUUGGCUUUCAAAUAUGUCAUGUUAUUCAACUGUUUAACACCCCUUAAUUGUCGCCGUCCCGUAUACGGGACACCUGAGUUUACUUCAAUAUUUUUGACGUACAUUUUAAUCUAUCACAACAAACUAUAUAUUGUUGGAAAGGUCUAAGCCUCUAGAAUACACAUUUCAGCAGUGUUUUAUAAAAUAAAUUAUGUAGAGAGA
Molecule: messenger RNA, 2706 nt
Organism: Misgurnus anguillicaudatus (oriental weatherfish)
Lineage: Eukaryota; Metazoa; Chordata; Actinopteri; Cypriniformes; Cobitidae
Source: RefSeq, a predicted model, not a curated record